Molecule: messenger RNA, 10016 nt
Organism: Manis pentadactyla (Chinese pangolin)
Lineage: Eukaryota; Metazoa; Chordata; Mammalia; Pholidota; Manidae
Product: protein PRRC1-like
Exons: 5
Coding region: 114-995 (293 amino acids)
Biological process (GO): activation of protein kinase A activity
Cellular component (GO): cytoplasm
Molecular function (GO): protein kinase A regulatory subunit binding
Source: RefSeq, a predicted model, not a curated record
GUCUUCCGUGUCCUCCCGGAACCGUGGUCUUAACACGCCGACUUCUCAUUUCCCCGCUUUUCAGCUGCCGCGCCGACGCCCUCCGGCCCCCAGCAUACCAUAUUUGAGUGAAAAUGAUGGAAGAGAGUGGAAUAGAGACUACGCCACCUGGGACUCCUCCACCAAACCCUGCUGGCCUGGCCACCGCGGCGUCCACCCCGCUUCGUUUAGCAGCAACUAGUUCUUUUUCUUCUCUGAGUGGAUCCUCGCUGCCGUCCCUGCCGCCCCACACGUUCUCCACCCCGCAGCCUCCCCUUCCUCCUGGGAGCCCUGCAGCCCCAUUGGCCUUGGUGCCUCCUUCACCAGUUCCUUCUGUCCCACCGCUUGUGAUGUCUGUGCCACCUGCCGUCCCUCCCCAAGCUGCCGCUGCAGUCGGCAGUCCCCCUCUGGCCCACUUCCCCCCUUCAGCCUCUGCCCUGAGCGCUCUGCUGUCUGCACCCUCUGCGGGUCCCCCUACAUCAGGAUUUGCUGUCAGUUCAACUUACGAUAUUACAAGGGGGCAUGCAGGAAGAGCGCCCCAGACGCCCCUGAUGCCGUCAUUUUCUGCACCUCUAGCAACAGGUAUUUUACCAACUCCCAUUACUCAGCAAGCCAGUUUGACAUCUCUGGCACAGGCAGCUGGAACCACAUCAGCCAUUAUUUUUCCAGAGGAACAGGAAGAUCCUAGAAUUAGUAGAGGUCGGGAUGAAGCAUCAGCUGGUGGACUCUGGGGUUUUAUUAAGGUCUCCUGCACGUGUGGCACUCCCAGCAUUCUGUGGGCUCCGCCUGGCUGUGUGUGGCUAUCUUCUCCAGAGCCGGCCAUCGCAUGUUCCCGGGAUAACAGGGAACAGCUUCAGAGGCUCAAGCCGUGCCAGUCCAGCCCUGCCUGUUGCUGUGGUGCUCAUGAGAAGUGCAGCGCUCUCGUCAGACUGCAGGGCUGUGUCGGACGCCUUCAUUUGAAAUCUUUAGGCCAGUAGGUCUAGGUUGCUCUGAAGGAACCAAAACAGAAGGGGAUCCAUUCAAUGAGAAAGGCAGCUCUUAUUUCAGUGACAAGUGUUUAGCCACUCUCAGGAUUUCCUGUAUGAUUUAGAAAGCUGAGGACCAUUUCCAGGUUCCAUUGUAACUGUGACUUUUGGAACGUGGAGAAGCAGCCCUUUGUUUGUCCCGCUAACUAAAAAGACACACUCUCUUUAUUGGCUUUAUAAUGUCUCUUCAGCUUUGUCUAUGUUUAACAACUCUGCUAGCUGCUGAGAGAACAAGACACUUGGUGUGGUAAUAGUAAGAAGAAGAUGUGAGGACUGUGAACCAUCAUAAGAGCACACAGGUGUCCCUCCAGAUAGCAGCAUGUUAAACUGAGAAAUGGUCCACGGCCAAAGCAUUGCGUUUUUCUCCCUCCUUCCCCAGUUACACUUGACACUUCAAGGAAGUGGCCAGAACUACUACAUCUUGGUAUAUACCUAGGGAUAUUUUUCCUAGGGGGAAAAGAAAGAAAGGAUUACAUGGUUUGUUUCUCUCAAGUGGUUGCAACUGCUAAGCAGUGUCCUUUCAGGUAUGGGAAUCACAUAAUGGAGUUUGAGAUCCCACUCACACCCAGGAAAAGGGCAGAACCAACCCUCAAGGACAGAAGGCCUAGCUCUGCCUCAUCCUGAGCCUUGUGACUCCCCUGGCCUUUGAUACCGAAUCCCAAGUGUCCUUGAGAUGUGCUCUCACCCCUGGGGCCCUCACCUCUUCUGCAGCUGGCCCCUUUUAAUAGUUUCCACUUCCAGCCAGUUUCCUGUUCUCAGCUGUAGUGGUAGAGAUGCUAGACUGGUGCUCCUUGUUCUUUGGUUUGCAUGAGGACAUCUUGGUCUUGUGCAUGGUGUGACUGCCUUCUUGUCCCUCGUCUUAAGGAGAGCAGUGGAAACUAUUAAAAGGGGCGCUCCGCUCCUGUUCCUGCGUGGUGGUAGGGAAGGUGGUGGAUACAUGGAAACAAAGUGGGUAUCAUGGCUGCUAAGAGAUGAAGGCCCUCAGUAGAGGCUGGACUACUUCACUUCCACUUUCCUAGGGCCUGAAGAAGUCUACGUGCUCGCAGGAGGAUGGCUUCCUGCCAAAGUGCUUUUUGGUGUAGCAUCUAAAUGGUCUUGCAUUGGUCUUCCUCCUCCUCUUCCUCUUCCUCUCCUCCUCCUUGUCGUCCUCUCCUCCUCCUCCUCCUCGUCCUCUCCUCCUCCUUCUCCUCGUCCUCUUUUUCCUUAUACUUUCUAUUCGCCAGGAGAAGACAUGAUGGAAAACCUGGCAGCUGAAGCCCUCCCGGAGUGCAUUGUCCACGUGGUUCUGCAGGAGCUUCAAGCUGGGGAAAACUUGGCAGCAGUUCAGGCACAUGAAGCCGCUGUCCAGGGCCACCAGCCCCUCAGGCGUCUUGGCCCUGGGGCACUCCUCCUGGGCUGGAGGCUCCCCCGCACUGCCAGCCUGCUCCCUUUCCUGUGGGGCUUCGCUGUCGUCACUGACAUCCAUGAGUUCCUGUGUAGACAAGAGUCUCCAUGUUUGUCAGGCCUCUUCAGCCUCCUCAGCCACUUCAGAAUAAGCCAGCUUUUCUCUUUUGGUCUUCUUUGAGGCAGGCUCGUAGACUUCCACUUCAUCCCAUGACACAGGCACACCUCUUUUCGUCUGGACACUCCUGUUGUAAAUCUUCUUGACGCGUGCCCUUCCCAGGUAUGGUGGAAAGGAGUCUUUGCUAGACAGGGAGGAAGAUUCCCGUUCUUCCAAGACCUGGGGUUGAGUCAUCUCAAGAUUCCCAGUAUGAAGAAUAUCCUGAUUGCAACUGAGGGAUUCCUCCUCCUCCUCCUGGGAACGGAAAUUUCAGACAUGAGUAACUAGAAUAAGUGUGUGAAGUCUGUAGGAGUUGAGAUGGUCAUGAGAAUAUUCCUAUAUGGGCACAUGGCCUGGAAGUACACACAUAUGUGAAGUCACAGAAUGCCAUGUGACACAGUUUGUCUGAGGUAUGUGUGUGGUGUGAUUAUGUGGGAUUGAGGGUGUGGCAGUCUAUAUAUGUUCUGGGACAUACCUGGUGAGUGUUUCUGACAUUGGUAAGGGGGUGGUUAAUGACGGUGUACGUGUGUGUGUGGUGCGACAUUACACGUGAACAGGGGUGGUACGUGUUCUUACUGUGAAAUGGUUAAAGACGGAGCAUGUUGGAGGAAGUGUGCUUGAGCUUCCCAGAAGUGCAGCUCUCUUGAGGGGCUUAAGGCUUUGGGCUGAAGGUUUUGUGGGUGGAAUGGUAUGCAGAAUAGAAAGCCUGUAUAUGAAAGUGCAUUCAUUUCAGGGCUAUGAGUUUUUGAGUGCUUUUGCCAGCUCUAAUGAGGGAACUAGAACAAGUUACCUGUGUGAAACGGUGUACAUUAUUUACGGGUUAGUGUGUAGACAGCAGAGUCUGAGAAUGAUUGUGGGAGGAGGGAAGGUGGCAGUGUGUAUCUGUAACGCUCGUAGAGAAUGGGAAGGACCCAUCUGGAAUGAAGGGAUGUGUAUAUGAGAGAAAAAGUGAAAGGAUGGAAUAGUGGGGCCAUGUCGUAUGAAGGAAUACAGGUCUGCAUGAGUUUGUGCUGAUUGGAGGGAAGAGGUAAUUGUAUUCUCACACUGUAAUAAGCACAGCCCACUAUUGUAGGUUGCCAUCCAUAGAUCAUUCUGUUUCUAUGGGAAUUGUUUGACUUCCUUGUUAUCUGUGGUGCAUGCCACAGUUCACUAGAUCUGUUUCUUGUUAUCUGUAUCCCCUCAUUGCCUGGCCACAGGGACACUUGCCCCAGCGUCCUGGAGGCAAUUACAUUCCUGUAGUAAAGCAUGUUAAUCAUUGUGUCUAGAAACUUGUUAACCCACUCAAGAAUGUGAUGCCUGAUCAAUAAAUAUGAGGGGUGCCUUUCCAGCACCACUCUUGAGCUGGUAUGCCUUGAGUCCCCUGGCUGGUCCACUGAGGUCUUCGAUAUCUCAUCGCGUCGCCUCCUUUGUCUGUGGGUCGCAGACGGGGAGGAGGCCGACAAGUGGUGCUCAAACAGGGACCUGAAAGACGGUCAAAACUCAGGGUGGAGAACCUCCGCUCGGCGGCACUUGCAAUUCAAGGGCGGGAAAAAGCUCCGAAGAUGGUCGAUCCGGUAAGAUUCCCGGGAAAGCGUACGUAGGGAACAGGAUCAAGACGUCAGGGACACUAUAAUGGGCCAAAUGAAACUAAAGUAGAUAAAUCAGAGGAUUUCUUAAAAUUACUCCGUGCCCUCCUUAAAACAUCAGGAGUGAAAACCUCUAAAAGAUAUUUUACUCAACUUCAUAAGUAUAUAAAGAAACAUUGUUAUUGGCUUCCACCGCAAGGUACUCUUAAACAAGCUGGUUGGGAAAAUGUUUUGCGAGAUUUUAAAAAUGCUCACAGACAGGGAAACAUUAUCCCUGUGCCUGUUUGGGUAGAUCAAUAGCCCCUUAAUAAAGAAAGAGUGGCAUCCUUACACAAGUUAAAGAACAGCUUCAGCUAGAUAGAUUAGAAUUUUCCACCAGCCCGUGGAAUUCCCCUGUAUUUGUUAUAAAAAAGAAGUCAGGAAAUUAGAGAUUCUUAUAUGACUUAAGGCAAAUUAAUGCGGUUCUUAAACAUGGGACCUUUACAACAAGGCCUCCCUUUUCCGGCUAUGAUACCAAAAGACUGGAACAUGGCUAUCAUUGACCUUAAAGAUUGCUUUUUUACCUUGCUCCCCAUUCAAAGCAGUCCUCUUAGGCCUGCGUUACUUUCUCCUGUGUAAUGUAGAGUCUGUAAAGUAAUCAAGCUGAACCCUCAGGUCAACGUGUAAAUAGCUCUAUUCUAUUAACUGCUUUCCUUAGAGGCAGUCAUCCUGGAGCUAAGCAUUUCCUUGUCUGCAGCCCCAGGGAAGCAAAGCAAGCUUGCAUCUCAGAUCAAGGCUCUAGUAGCAAAAAGUCACACAGUCCCUGCAUUUAUCAGACAGGCGGAAGCUUCUCAAGGAAUGACUAAAGCUUGGGCAGUAAAAACUAAGAAAACUAACUGGGAGCAAUUCAAUCCCUAAAUUCUAAAAAAGAAGUAUCUUAUCUUCUGCAUACAAACCUGGCCCCAGUACAAACUCUCUGAUUAGAGAGGCUUGGCCCCUGAAAGAAGUAUGCAAUAUAAUGUUAUGCAGCUAAAUAUAUUUUGCCACAAAGGAACAAAAUAGUCAAAAGUCCCAUGAACUACUACAAUAUGGAGCUAGUUUUCUAAAUUCUUUUAGUGAACAUCUAUUCUACUCAUUAAGUUCAUCAUUAUCUUUGAGAAUUGAGAAGUCUUAAACUAAACUCCCUGAGAUAGAAGAAAUUUAUCUUCUGCAAUACAGCCUGGCUUUAAAUGACUGGAGCUAGAAUUGUACUUGCAUUUCAUUUCCAGCCCCCUGGACACACACAGUCCUUAUCAGUUCAGAGCCUUCGUCAGCCCUGUUAGUCUGGGGCCAUCGAAACCUAACCCAGUUAUGUAAACUACUUGCCCUUAGAGGGUGUUCUUGAAAACUGAAGUACUUUUAAUCAAGUAAGCUAAAAAGAAAGAAAGCAAUUAAAUAUCAGUAACUCAAAUCUUUAUAUCAGUUUGUAUGUCUGUGUAUGUGUUUUUAGAUGAAAAGUGUUGCUGACUGUAGUCGUUAUGUCUCAAUUUGUAUGUUUGUGUGUCUAAGUGUAUAAAUGAAAAAUAUUUUCCUACCUCCGGAUGGUAUUAAUAAAAAUUGAUUUAAAAACAAGCGCUUGUGAAAAUUGGGCAUUCUAAAACUUCCAGAAAAUCUAAUAAAAAAUAUUAAGCAUUAAUACUAAUUUAAGUUUAACUGAAAUGGACAUGUCCUUAUAGUUGUCAGCUGCCAAAGUUUACUUAAAGUCAUUUAAGUUGAUGUUACCUGUUAAACAUUUCAAGAAGAUGCUUAAAGAAAAGCUUGCCUUUGUCUAAUGUUUGGUAAAAGUUUUUUAAGUAAUCUAGCAUGGUUGCUAAAAAUAAGUAAACAAGUGUAGCAAAUAAACAUCUUAAUAAUAAUACUGUAUAUUAUUAAUACUUAAUAUAAUACUGUAAUAAUAGUGUAUUACAGUGUGUGUGUAUAUAUAUACAUAUAUAUAUAUAUAUAUAUAUAUAUAUAUAUAUAUAUAUAUGCAAACAGCCUGAGAAUUUUUGUGGUAACCAAAAUUCUUAAAGUUUGCUAAGUUAUAUAGACAUAUUUUGUGCCUAAUGAGAAAUUGUGCUGUAAAGCACAUUUCCAGAAAUGAUAAUAUAUGGUAUAGAUGUAUCAAUCUGAAGAAUGCUAGUGUAACAGUUUACAGUGGCCUAUUUUUCAGUGUUCACUGAAAGUUAAAGUAUCAAAUGGUUUUAAGUUCUAAUGAAAACUACUUAAUAUAAUAAGGAAAAUAUUUCUGUAUGCUAAAGAUGUGUGUUUUAAUAAGAGAAAGUAUAAAGAAUAGAAAUUUGUUUUGUUGAGAGUAAAAGAAAGUAAUUGUUCUAAAGUACAGCUAUUUACUUAAAGGGGGAGAACACUGAAUGUAAAAGGAAAGUUGUAGAAAACUUGUGGAAAAAUUGAUAUAGUCAUGCUAUGUGAAAUUAAAGCAAGUGAGUCUUGAUAUCAAGUACACAGCAAAAUUAGAAUUUUGUUUUCAAUUAAAAAGACAAAGUUUUCUUAAACUGUUAGUGUACUCUUAAUGUUGAAAGAUUACAAAAGGUUUUCUAAUUGUUCUGUCAAAACAGUUUCUCAUGCUUAAAGUCUCAAUGAAUUGAGUAUUUAAGAAAAUGAGAUCUUAAUAUUAAAAGACUAAAAGUUAAACUUUGCCAACAACUGUGUAAACUUCUGUAUCUGUCUUUGAAGUAUUUUGUUGUCCUUCUAGUUAAAUAGGUAAGUAUUGCUUCGUGGCAACCUAUAAUCUUAUUUAAGCAAAUGCCAAAGAAACUUUCUUUUGACAACUUUCCAAAGUCAAAUUCAAAAAGGUGCUUUUACCUCUAGUUAAUUCUGAUAUUUUCCAGAGGGCCCCUGGAACAUGUCAGAAGAAUUUUUUUCUCCUCUUCGGGAAAAAUAUUUCGCUAAUUUGGCUUAUUUAUCUGCUAUAUAUUUACCUAGAAAGCACUGUCAAAAGGAAUGAUGCUAAACUUUGUUACUAAAUGUUUUGUGGUACAGAAAUAUCCAAAUUUUCUUACGCCAGCAAUCUUAUGUAAGCUCUCAUCAAGUCUUUAACCAUUGUCAUUUGUAAGUCUUUUGUCAUUUAAAGUCACUGUUUUAUUAUUCCUAAACUAGUAAAGAGCUAGAUUUCAGCAGAACAAGUAUUGGUUACAGAGGAUUAAGUAAACUAGAGAAGAUGGUUUUGUAGCUUUUUGUUUCAAAUAUUGCUGACAAAAUGUUUUAAGCUUUUUUUCUUAAGCUAACUGACAAUGCUCCAGUUUACCUCUCCUCUACGCAAAAAAAACUUUUUUUUUAAGCUAUAUAAUAUCACUCAUAAAACAGGUAUUUCAUACAAUUCUACAGGCCAAGCUCUAAUUGAACAUCGCCAUCUUACUCAUAAGCAUUAUUUAUUAAAACAAAAAGGGGGAUUACUGCCCGAUAUGAUAGAAUUAAUUGCAAAUCAACGAUUAAUACAUGCUUUACAUAUCCUUAAUUUUGGUCUCUUAAAGGGUGACAGACAAUCAGCUAUGGAAGUGCAUUUUUCUGACAAUAUUUCUUUUUCUAAAACAACAGCAGUUCCUGUAUGGUGGUCUCCAAUAGGUUCUUCACAAUGGUAUAAAGGUCAUAUUAAGGUGUGGGGCAAAGGGUUUGUUUGUGUCAUUACAGAGGACCAAUGCUUGAUCUGGCUGCCUAGAAAGCAGAUCAAGAUACGCUAUAAAGAGGAACUCCCAGCAACAUCGCCAUCUGAGACGGCUGUCCCAGGCGGUGUCCCUCAACCAGUUCCGUCACUGGAGUGAGGAUCCCUACAUGAUAAUGAAGUUUUUAUUCUAAUCUCUAUACACAUAUACAUAACCCAGGCAUGUGCUAUUACUACUAGUAUUAGCAGUCCUCCGUACUUCGGCCGGGGAGUAGAACUUCAUUGUAUCUCCACUUGUUCAACUCCUGUAGGCCCGGUGAUUUAGAAAAAGGAUGGUAAUGAAAUAUAUAGACAGAAAGAUAGAGGAAAACUUGGUUGGGAUAAUGCUACUGAUCAGUCUAAAAGAGACAAUACCCGCUAUGAUAUUUAUAAAACAGUUUUAACCCGAAAUGAUAUUGGCAAUUAUUCUUGUGAAAAAUUCCAAAGGGAAGCCCUGAUCAAACAUAUAAAAGUAGUUAUGUUUAUUUGGACAUUUCAUUAACCCCAGAGAAUGAGUAUUCUUCACCCAAUAUGUGGUUGCAAUUGGCUAAUCAAGGGCUUAAUAAGACAUCUUUUUGUAUAGCAGGUGAUUCCUCUAUUAGUGGAAUCUUAAGGAAGAAUUUGAUAGGCAUAGGACUCCCUUUUUCAGUGUUUACUAAUAUUUCUGGAAUAAAUAUUACUUUAGCCCCUAAGAUUCUUACUCAAGAAAUUCAAUUGAAUUUACCAGUUAGCACCACUAUAGUUUCUAGUUGUAUAUGUAUCAAUUGUACUAAUAUACCUUCUUACUGUAAUUCUCCUAUUCAUGUAAAAUGGCCAUAUGGAUAUAGACUCCCCAAUGGCUGGGUGUUUCUGUGUGAUAACAAAACCUGUCAAGCCUUUUCCUCACAUUAUCAAGGCAUCUAUGGUGUAGGACGUAUUCUUCAGCCCUUAUAGUUCAUCCUGGAUUUAAACACCGAAGAGUGACCUGAGCCCUGCCUCCAAAUUGUGAUGACAACCUGAAAUUGUUGGACCCCAUAGCCAUUCCAGUCGCAGCUGCGUUUGUAUGGCCUGUACCAGGACUCGCUGUAGAAAUGCAGAAGGAAAUAUCUAAGCUGGCCUUUGCCUACAGCAAGACUGCAGAUCUGACUGCUUCCAUACUGUCAGAACUUAAUCAGGAACUUGGAGAAGUUCGAGUGGCAGUGCUUCAGAAUCGUGCUACCAUGGACUAUUUGUUGCUGAAAGAACAUUUGGGCUGUGAACAAUUUCCUGGAAUGUGUUGUUUUAAUAUAUCUGAUUUUUCACAGACAAUUCAAAACCAGUUGGAUGAUAUUCACCAUAUUAUUGAUAAAUUUUCACAAUUACCUGGAUUACCUGAUCUGUUCUGUUGGUGUCACUGGCUAUGGCCAAUACUUGUGGGCCUCCUUCUUUUAUGCAUUUGCCUUCCCGUUUUAGUAACAUGGCUGUGCCAUCUGAUUGCUGGCUUAAUAAAGCCAAUUCAUGUAUAUGGUAUAUUUCAAGAAGUCAUGGCAAAAAAUUAAUAACUGCAUGUUAUCUUCUUCAGAGUCCGUGUGACAGAUCACUGUAUAUUUUAAAAUUCUGCAGCAAUUAAGGGGAUGACAAAGUGUUUGCAUAAAUCUUUUGUAUGCCUCUGCUCUAUCGCAUUUACUCCCUGUACGGCCCCAAGAGACGGCUGGCUAGCCAGAGACGGGUAAGAUUCCUUACGGGAGGAACAACCUAAGACAGGCACAGUCGCGGGGGCCAACAGGUAGAGAGAUGAGGGGGUCAACUGAGGUGUGGCUUAGCACCUCACCCCCCCUGACGAGGCAUUUCUUGUCGCCCCUUUUCUUUACCAAGCUGCAGUGGAAUAACAGACUUCUCUUACUUUUUAAUUUAAAAAUGGGGGAAAUGUAGGUUGCCAUCCAUAGAUCAUACUGUUUCUAUGGGAAUUGUUUGCCUUGUUAUCUGUGGUGCAUGCCGCAGCUCACUAAAUCUAAACCGAGAUCUGUUUCUUGUUAUCUCUAUCCCCUCAUUGCCUGGCGACAGGGACACUUGCCCCAGCGACCUGGGGGCAAUUACAUUCCUGUAGUAGAGCAUGUUAAUCAUUGUGUCUAGAAACUUGUUAACCCACUCAAUAAUGUGAUGCCUGAUCAAUAAAUAUGAGAGGUGCCUUUCCAGAACCACUCUUGAGCUGGUAUGCCUUGAGUCCCCUGGCUGGCCCACUCAGGUUUUCGAUA